GGCCAGGUCGUGCUCGUGGAAAACGUCGCGAGUAUCUGAGGCACGACGGUCAGGGACUUCACGCAGAUGAACGACCUGACCGAGAAAUUCGCCGGCAAGUUCACGUGCCUCGGCUUCCCGACGAACCAGUUCGGGAAGCAGACGAACGAGAAGGACUGGGAGCUGCUGCCCAUGCUCGCGCACGUGCGCCCCGGCGGCGGCUUCGUGCCCAACUUCCCCAUCUUCACCAAGACCGAGGCCAACGGCGAGGGCGCGUCGGACCUGUUCAAGUUCCUCCGGUCGUCCCUCGGCGCGCCGAGCGACGACUUCAAGGGCCAGGGCAGCGACUACGUCAUCUCGACGAAGAACAUCAUCUGGACGCCCGUGACGCGCAGGGACCAGCGUCGCUCGGUAGGCACGGACCUCGCCUGGAACUUCGAGAAGUUCCUCAUCAACCAGGAGGGCAAGCCCGUGAAGCGCUACUCGCCGGGCUUCCUGACCGCGGACGUCGCCGCGGACGUCGAGGCCCUCCUCGAGCACGGCCCCGACGCCCUCGGC
Messenger RNA from Aureococcus anophagefferens, 537 nucleotides. It is a transcript of the gene Gpx1, whose product is annotated as selenoprotein. NCBI's taxonomy places the organism in Eukaryota, Pelagophyceae, Pelagomonadales, Pelagomonadaceae. The transcript has 2 exons. The record is from RefSeq and is a predicted model, not a curated record. Gene Ontology annotation, cellular component: mitochondrion; cytosol. Gene Ontology annotation, biological process: glutathione metabolic process; hydrogen peroxide catabolic process; response to selenium ion. The annotation marks the transcript as partial. Gene Ontology annotation, molecular function: glutathione peroxidase activity.